Messenger RNA from Grammomys surdaster, 1078 nucleotides. RefSeq names its product calponin 2 (gene Cnn2). The transcript has 7 exons. NCBI's taxonomy places the organism in Eukaryota, Metazoa, Chordata, Mammalia, Rodentia, Muridae. Bases 72 to 992 code for a protein of 306 amino acids. Gene Ontology annotation, biological process: actomyosin structure organization. Gene Ontology annotation, molecular function: actin binding. The record is from RefSeq and is a predicted model, not a curated record.
GGGCCGUCCGCCGCAGCCGGUCCCUCUGCCGGUCCCUCCGGUCCGCCUGUCCCGCGCCGGGGUCCCGCGCCAUGAGCUCCACGCAGUUCAACAAGGGCCCGUCCUACGGGCUCUCGGCCGAGGUCAAGAACCGGCUCCUGUCCAAAUAUGACCCCCAGAAGGAAGCCGAACUCCGAAGCUGGAUAGAGGGACUCACGGGCCUCUCCAUUGGCCCUGACUUCCAGAAGGGUCUGAAAGAUGGGGUUAUCCUGUGCACACUCAUGAACAAGCUGCAGCCGGGCUCUGUCCCCAAAAUCAACCGCUCUAUGCAGAAUUGGCACCAGCUGGAAAACCUCUCAAACUUCAUCAAGGCUAUGGUCAGCUACGGCAUGAACCCUGUGGACCUGUUUGAAGCCAAUGACCUGUUCGAGAGUGGGAAUAUGACGCAGGUGCAGGUGUCUCUGCUUGCGCUGGCGGGAAAGGCCAAGACGAAGGGGCUGCAGAGUGGUGUGGACAUCGGGGUCAAAUACUCGGAGAAACAGGAGAGGAACUUUGACGAUGCCACCAUGAAGGCCGGCCAGUGUGUCAUCGGGCUGCAGAUGGGCACCAACAAAUGUGCCAGCCAGUCUGGCAUGACAGCCUACGGCACCAGAAGACAUCUCUAUGACCCCAAGAACCUCAUCCUGCCCCCCAUGGACCACUGCACCAUCAGCCUCCAGAUGGGCACCAACAAGUGUGCCAGCCAGGUGGGCAUGACAGCUCCAGGGACCCGGAGGCACAUCUAUGACACCAAGCUGGGCACAGACAAGUGUGACAACUCUUCCAUGUCCCUGCAGAUGGGCUACACGCAGGGCGCCAACCAGAGCGGCCAGGUCUUCGGACUGGGGCGGCAGAUAUACGACCCCAAGUAUUGCCCACAGGGCUCUGCAGCUGACGGGGCUCCCGCCGGGGGUGACAGCCAAGGCGAGACCCCAGAGUACCUGGCCUACUGCCAGGAGGAAGCAGGCUACUGAGCACCCAAGGGUGUCAGCUCCCCGAAUUGCAUCAGCAUCCCUGUGUGGGGUCUGGGGGUUUCAUUGUGUUGUUUUGUGUUUUGAAA